AUGUUCGCGCUUUCCCUAAAAGAGUCCAGGCAUUUCCUCUCGAGCACCGCUACUCAACUCACCGGGAGCCUAUGGCUUAUAGUCUUGGACACCUUGGAACAAAUGUUCACUUCCAUGCUUUAUCCCCUCGUCUGCCUGAUAACUGUGUUUCCCGAGACGGUUGACACCGGCAGUUCAGACCUAUCCGUUCGCCUCUGCCCCAUCCGUCAUGCUGACAACAUCCGCCUCCGCCAAAUCGCCUCUAGCCUUCUGCAAGAACCGGUUCCCGACUUCCUUCAGUCCGUAGGUCUAAGUCAAUCGCCUGGUUACUCGACGCAUUCAGACCUUGGCACCUCACUGGCGACGCCAGACGCGACCCCUUCCGCACCGCCCAGCCAGGUUCCCAAGACCUUAGAUGGACCGGCCUCUCUUCCGUCCUACUCGGAGCCCGCGACCUCGAGCGCCUUGGGCGGGCCGGUCAAGCGGCUCAUCUGCCCGGGUCUGCCUGGAAGGCGGAGCACACCUAGCCACACAACCGCACUUGGGCAUGAGGAUGGGCGAGGCAGAAGCGGCUUGGCAUCCACGACAGCUGGCCCUCAGACUGACCGUACAGAGCCGGCAGUCGGCCUCGGGAUUACGCUUCGCCGAGCCUCUAUCCCGGAACAGACGACUCAUCUUCUCCGCCAACUGGGGCUGCCGCCUCGCGGAGCCCAUUUGGCCAGAGGCAGAGGCUUACCUCAACUACAGCAAAAUCUUGUCCCAUCCUGCCGUAUAGAACCGCAGCUUUCGACCAAGACAUCUACUAUCAUGACGACCGAGCUGUCACCUACUGUGGACUCUUCUGAUUGUUCUCCUUCGGAGUAUUUGGAGCAGUUCGGGUCGGAUCUCGUGGUCUCCAUUUUCUCCGGUCAACAAUCUGGUUCUCACUUGCUAGAAAGGUAG
Messenger RNA from Protopolystoma xenopodis, 921 nucleotides. The record is from the annotation of a GenBank genome assembly. NCBI's taxonomy places the organism in Eukaryota, Metazoa, Platyhelminthes, Monogenea, Polystomatidea, Polystomatidae.